This is a messenger RNA of Saccostrea cuccullata (small rock oyster), 1595 nucleotides long. RefSeq lists its product as uncharacterized. The transcript is spliced from 13 exons. The annotation marks the transcript as partial. NCBI's taxonomy places the organism in Eukaryota, Metazoa, Mollusca, Bivalvia, Ostreida, Ostreidae. Gene Ontology annotation, molecular function: protein binding. The record is from RefSeq and is a predicted model, not a curated record.
CGAACGAUCCUCAUCAAGGCCCCAUUGUACAAGGAAAUCAAAGCAUUCACACUGAGAGAGAAACUACUGAAAGACUUCAAUGGCCUAUUGUACAUGCACUUCCUGACCACCUGUCUGACCCUGGUGACGACCUUUUACUACUCUUUUCUAUGGACCUUCCCAGUUUUUAUUUUUGCCGUUUUGUUUCGUCCCCAGUACACAAGAGUUGGAGGAUAUGUUGGAAAUAACACUCAUUUGAGAUUUAUUUUCUGUAUUGCAUACUUCUUGGCUUCUCUGGGGACACUAGGAGCAGCUAUUUACAUGUCUGCCACAUCCUGGACGGUGAUUGUGAAUCAUGGCUGUAAGGACUGGGAGUUUAUCAGUGACUGCUCUCAUAAGAACGUCUUCACCGCGAUAUUCUUCGCCAUGCAGUCCCUCCUUCUCCUUCUGUCGGCCAUUGUUGUGGGUGUGUUGUUCUUCAGUUUUAGACUGGAGAUUGGAGAUUAUAUUGAACAAUUCCUAGUUCAGGAGAGGGAUAUUGAAAUGGUGAUGGCAGCCGCACGCAAUGGAAGACUGAAGGACAAGAGAACAGCUGCGUAUGAGCUGGCAGCCAUGGCAGCCUCUGGUGACGACAACAAAUUCAGAAUCGUUGCAGAGGGAGGUUUGGAGGUUCUGCUAGCUCUGGCAAUGAGUACAGAUGAAGGAACACAGGAGCACGCGGUGGAGGCUCUAGAGGAACUCAUCACCAUCCCCUCCAUACAGGACAACUUUGUGGAGAUAGGAGGAGUGAAGGCUUUGACAGCACUACUCCACUCAGAGAAUUCCCGAAUCAUGCAGGAAGCUGCCAGUGCCAUCUAUGGAAUAGUAUCAGAGUCUGACGAACACAAGAGUGCCGUAGUCAUGGAUCAUGGAAGCAAUGAACUUACGUCACAAACACUAGAACUUCUGGCAAUAGAGAGUUCUGACAUGAUCUGUGCCCAGGAAAAUCUACUUGAGGUUCUUUUGGAGCUUCCGAUGAAUACCAUGGAUGAAAAGUUGUUCCUUUUGGCAGGAAAAAUUCUCCUGUACUAUGCAGAAAAUAGACAUACGUGUGAACUACUGAUGGAUCACACCAUGCUGAAGGAGUCUCUGAGUAUGUUUGCCAGAACCAAGGACCCCAUGCUGCAGAAAGUCGUGGCUAAAAUCAUCUUCUGUAUGCUGGAGGCUGCAGAUCUACGUGUGCGGGCUCGGCGUCUGAAGUUGGACCGGGUUCUGGAGUAUAUAAUGGAUAACUCUGCUGACAGGGAGGCGUGGGACAUGGCUGACCAAGGCCUACAGGUGAUGAAUUCCAAGGACGACCACGCCCCCGUCCCAGCUCUUCCCUCCCUCAGUACACUGGAAAAACUCAACAAAAUGGCCGCCAAGGAUUCGUUUGGAUCUCGCGCUUCCCUGCGUUCUGAUCCGGGCUCAUCUGGAGGCUCAUCUGAUGACGUAAAGAAGGGACUCAACUGAGGAUACCCUCCUCCCCACGCAAUAGACUCAUUGUUAAAACCUCCUGUUUCAUGUCAACGUUAAUUAACUUUUCCAAGAUAGUAUUUUAUGUUUGUUAGAAUAAAAUGAUCUAGUAUUCUAAUUAU